Molecule: messenger RNA, 309 nt
Organism: Penicillium chermesinum
Lineage: Eukaryota; Fungi; Ascomycota; Eurotiomycetes; Eurotiales; Aspergillaceae
Exons: 2
Coding region: 1-309 (102 amino acids)
Source: RefSeq, a predicted model, not a curated record
AUGGAGGACCUUGCUGGCAAUACAAACUCCUGUGUAUGGCUACUCCGUAAAGGCUUCUGGCUCCUAGGAAUCCAAAGCUUCGCUCCCAGUCUCAAGCAGAAGGACAAAAGAACAGUGAGCACCGCAUGGUCCACGCCAUCCUCAAAGACUGCGUACUCGUUUCUAUACCACGAGGUCGAGACUGGCAGCAAUGUCUAUUACAUGCACGGCAAGAUCCGAGAGUUUGUCUUCUCCAUAUCAAACUUCGAUAUCGAGGGUAUGCUUAUACCCUUCGUAUAUCAGACCAAAGGCCUGGCUGAGGCUGUUUGA